Messenger RNA from Silurus meridionalis, 1548 nucleotides. It is a transcript of the gene rxfp3, whose product is annotated as relaxin family peptide receptor 3. Gene Ontology annotation, molecular function: G protein-coupled receptor activity. The record is from RefSeq and is a predicted model, not a curated record. The coding region runs from base 277 to 1482 and encodes 401 amino acids. Gene Ontology annotation, cellular component: membrane. NCBI's taxonomy places the organism in Eukaryota, Metazoa, Chordata, Actinopteri, Siluriformes, Siluridae. The transcript has a single exon. Gene Ontology annotation, biological process: immune response; G protein-coupled receptor signaling pathway.
UCACACACGGAGAGGAAUAAAGGAGGAGAGAGGGACAAGAUCUGAGCCCAAAGGCUUGACAAGCGCACACCAUUCUCAACCGUUCCAAGGUUUUUUCUAGGAGCAUCAGGAAUAUUUUAACACUCUUGGGAUUUUAGUGCUGCCCUCCGUUUUAUGGGGGGGUUAUGCAUUCCAUUUUUGAACUGCAUAUUUCAGGAUGAGAAUGUGUGACAUGAAAAGUGUGAAAGUGCGCGUGUAUCACUAGUUCCCACGGAGCGGAUACGAUGAGCGUCGGCGAUGCAGCACAGCUCAGGAAUGCGCGACGACACCACGGAGCGCAACGCGAGUUUCUCACUCAACAAAAGCGGAAACCACUCAUGGGCUGACUUCCAGGAGUUCUCCGAGAGGAGCGACUUGGUGAGCGAUGGCUCAGCCGUGCUGCGCAUCCUCAUCUCUACUAUUUACUCGGUGGUGUGCGCGCUCGGGCUGGUCGGCAACCUACUCGUGUUGCACCUCAUGAAGUCUAAACACGCGUGGAAAAAGUCGUCCAUUAACCUGUUCGUGACCGGACUCGCAGUGACCGACUUCCAGUUCGUGCUCACGCUGCCGUUCUGGGCGGUGGAGAACGCGCUGGAUUUUACGUGGCCUUUCGGCAGAGCGAUGUGUAAGAUCGUGUCGUUUGUCACAGCGACCAGUAUGUACGCCAGCGUGUUUUUCCUGACCGCCAUGAGUGUGGCGAGGUACCGCUCCGUGGCGUCGGCGCUGAAAAGCGGACGCAGGCGCAAGCGUCCGUCUGCGCGCUGCGUCAGCGCCGUGAUCUGGGCUUCGGCAGUCGUGGCCGCGUUGCCGCAUGCCAUUUUCUCCACCACAGCCACCGUGUCCAACGAGGACCUCUGCUUGGUCAAGUUCCCCGACCGCAACGGCGACGCGCAGUUCUGGCUCGGCCUUUAUCACGCCCAGAAGGUAUUACUUGGUUUCCUGGUGCCUUUUGGGAUCAUCUCAGCGUGCUACCUGCUGCUGCUGCGCUUCGUUACGCACAAGCGCGCCAACGCGUCCGGUGCCAGGAGACGCUCCAAAGUGACCAAAUCCGUAACAAUUGUGGUGCUCUGCUUCUUCUUGUGCUGGCUCCCCAACCAGGCUCUGACCACCUGGGGCAUUCUAAUUAAGCUCAACGCCGUGCACUUCAGCUACGAGUACUACACCGCGCAGGUUUACGUGUUCCCCGUGACCGUGUGCCUCGCGCACUCCAACAGCUGCCUCAACCCACUGCUUUAUUGUCUCAUGAGGAGAGAGUUCAGGAAGGCGCUCAAGGAACUCUUCUGGCAGAUCGCCUCACCGUCCUUUACCAAUACGCGACCUUUCACUGGAUGCAGUAAGCCAGAGCAUGAGAAACAGGCGCGCUCUGUGGUGCCACUCAGCACCCCCGAUCCGGCCCUCGCCUUCUACCCUCCAGGGGUUGUGGUGUAUAGCGGCAGAAAUGACCUUUUGCCGAACAGCACGUAGACUGUAGGCAACAUUGUUUUCCUGGAAGAUAUUUUAGUCAUUAUUACUGGCUGAUUAAACAGCAGA